Molecule: messenger RNA, 18957 nt
Organism: Apis dorsata (giant honeybee)
Lineage: Eukaryota; Metazoa; Arthropoda; Insecta; Hymenoptera; Apidae
Product: microtubule-associated protein futsch
Exons: 13
Coding region: 546-18206 (5886 amino acids)
Biological process (GO): dendrite development; microtubule cytoskeleton organization; axonogenesis
Cellular component (GO): dendrite; synapse; neuronal cell body
Molecular function (GO): actin binding; microtubule binding
Source: RefSeq, a predicted model, not a curated record
AGCGGCAAAGGGUAUCGCAGUCUGUCAGAGAGCCGGCAGCCCGCAACGCGAGAGUUGCUGCCGAGUUAAUUCGAGUUUGAGUAUCGUUGAUUGAAACAUAGGGGGGAAGAGACAUUUGUGAAUCGUAGUAAAGAAUUCGUUAUUACCCGUCUUUAGAUAAAAGGAACAUUUCGUCUUCGAUCUACGUUUAGUGUCGCUGUGUCUUACGACGGUUCUCUCUCGCAGCACCCUCUUGACCAUCGUAUUUGCAAACUACUUGGUCUUCUGUCGCUCUCCAUUUGUCCCUCUUCUGUUCCUAUUUUUUUCUUUUUUUUUCGUUCUCUCUCUUUCUCUUUCUCUCGUUUUCUUCUUUUUUUUAAUGCAUCGUAAACGAAAAAGUUGAUUUCAAGAGACAUAUUGUUAACAAAUCUGAUUGUUCUCUCAGUUUCCUAACUGGAUAUAUUUUGUAAAAUUGCCCUUUUCGUGGGAGGAAAAACGUUCCUGGAUAUACCACAUAUCGAGAAAUCGAAAAAUUAAAACUGGAUAAUCGUGUCACCUAACGAGCAAUGAGUACCACGGAUCCUACUGGAGAGGGCGGAGGGGGAGGGGUGACGAGUACAAUAUCACCAACAAACGUUGAACAAAAUAUAUCUCCGGUUAUACCGGUGACCGGUAGUGCGGUGCAACCAGGCUCUCAACAACAGCAUCCACCACCGUCACCACUAAGCGGUUGUUACCUUCUCGUUGUGCUUCCAGAGCCUCAUACUGCGCAGCAUAAAGAUCUCAUCUUAAACCGUCUAGCGAAAGGUUUCCUGUCAUGGGAUAAGGAUAGCUGUCAUGUAGAUUUAGAAAAAGAAUUAUUGGCAUUGGUGGCACAAGCUCCCGAGGGAGAAGAAGCUAGAAAUGGCGAACGACUGAUUCAAUACGCUACAGAAAACCUCGUUACCGAGGUUUUGAUUCACCCGCAAACGAACACAUUAUUGCAAUGUAUUCGUAAUCUUCUCGCAAGUUUCACGAAACACCGGCAUAUUAUACACGCUGGCUAUACCUUCGGUGGAAAUGGUUCCUGGAUACUGCAAGAUGGAACCUUUAGCCUCGCCGAUUUUCUGGACGCCUUCAGUGAGCACGAAGUGCAAAGAGUUCUUCGAGCGUAUGAGAACAGCGUGACGGUAGACAUUCAUUGCGCGAGCGUUGGCGAUUGGACGACGAACAGAUUGUCCAAAGAGGCUUGCACCAGAGCGUGCAGAGUCCGAGUAAAUCCCGACGACGUUCUUACCGCUGGCUUGUCAGCAAUUACCAGUUUUACAAAUUACGUUGGACAAUAUCUCGUUGCCCAAACGUUGGACCAAUUGAUGGAACCGUCCGAUGUUGUAGGCAACAUAAGAUUUAGUCAUCCAACAUUAUACGUCUUCCCCGGUGGCCAAGGUGAUGCCGCCCUCUUUGGCAUAAACGGUUUUAACAUGUUGGUCGACGGUGGUUUCGCCAGAAAAGCCUGUUUUUGGGACUUUACCAGGCAUCUGGACCGACUUGACGCGGUCUUAGUUACUAGAAUAAAUAAUAGUAAUGUCGGAGGCAUGUCGAGUGUUCUUCGUAAAAAGAAGGAGAUGCACGUUUAUCCUCAGAUUGGACACUUUUUCUGUAAUCUAGUCGAGAGAAGACAAUCCAAUUCACCGGAUGGGAACAAAGAUAUCGAUCCUCUGAUCCUUAAUCUAACCGACAUUGGCCAAGAAAUGGUCGUUAAUCUACGUCACAUCAACUUGCGAGCGCAUCCAUGCUACAGGGAUCCGGACCCGAUCAAUCUUUACCAUAAAGUGGGCCACGGCACAUUGGACAUGUACGUGCUAAGCCCGAACAAGGACAGCCGCGAAGUGAGAGAAUUUCUUGCCAAAUGGCACACCUCGGACUCGAAAUUAUUCUCCGGCUCCCACAAAAAAGACUCGAACAAUUUAACGUUCCCGAUUCAGAAUCUGGUCUCGAUAUGCGCAAUGCUCGUUUGGCAACCUGCCAAUCCCGAGGACACUAUCACGAGAAUCCUGUUCCCCGGCAGUACCCCCCAGCUCAAGAUUUUCGAAGGAUUCGAACGAUUGAAGCAUCUCGAGUUUCUCAAGCAUCCCGUAUGCUCGGCGAAAAGCCUUUCCCCAUCCGCCUCGUUGGCGACCUUGCGUGACAAACCGGCCAAGCAAAAGUUCAGCCUCAUAACCGACAAAGAGCCGGCGAAGAAGAUAGUGGAGGCGAAGAAGGAGAAGAAAGAGUCGCCGGAGAUGAAAGUGAGCGGGGAGGAUUUGCCAGCCCGCGUAGCGCAGGGCACACCCAUCAUACCCACUAAACCGCAACCGGUCAAACCCGAGGCGAAGACCAAAAAAGCGUUGGAGAACAAGAAGAUAGAGGUGGAGAUAAAGGACGUGAAGGAGAGGAAGGAGCAAAAGGCGGAGAAGGAGGCGAAGAAGGAGAUUAUAAAGAAGGAGAUUGGAAAAAUAGAGAAGCUCGAGAAAGAGGAAAAACGGGAGGAAGAGAUUCAGAGGAAGCCUAUCGAGACUAGGCAGGAGGCUGAAAAAAUAAUCGCGCCCCCCGCGAUUAAGGAGGCGAAACCGAGGAAGAAAGAGGCGAAGAGCGCGAAGCCCGCGAAAAUAGACUCGACGCCAAAACCGAGGAUCACCGAGACGAAGAAAGCGAAACAAUCCCCCGUGGAGAAGAAGGAAACGGGCGUGAUCAAAUCGUCGCCGACCACCCCCAAGAAGACCAUGAACGGUGUAGCGACUAAAACGGAAAUAUCGAAGGCGGUGAAAAAGAUGCCGCCUGUUCACAAGAUCGAGAUCGCCCCUCCGGCGAAAAGCACGAAGGACGCGAACAACAGGAAGGUGGUGGAGCAGAAGAAGUCGGCGAUAAAGGAAACGGGUGUAACAGCCGCGGUCAAAGUGACGGCGAAACCGAAGCCAAUGGACAGAAAGCCGAUAGGGCGAAGGAAGCCUGUCAGUCCGAGCAAAGUACGGGUGUCAGGCAGCCCCGCGAAAUCGACUCGAAGCACGCCAACGACUUCCGUUAAAUCCGAUAAGGAUGGUGUCGUUGCUCGCAAGGCGAAGGGGGAGAAGGGGACCGCCGACUCGUCCACAGUAUCCACGCCGUCAGGGAUCGAGGCCGAGGCGGGUGGCAGACUGGCCGAGAAGAGCUUGAUGGAACAAUCGGAGGACAUUUCGUUGGACUCGAUCGAGAGCAAGGUGCUGGCCGAUCUGAAAGAGGAACGGGAGGUCGUGGAGGAGAUCGAGGCCGUCCUCCAGAAGGCGGAACGUAUCGAGGAGACGAGGAAAGAUGAUCGUUCCGAGGGGGAUGAUGAAAUUACCGCCGAGCUUACCGACAAGAAAGAGGAGGAUAUCACGGAUGAUGACAUAAUUGAACCCGAUAUGGAGGAAGCAUUGAAGAGGGAGAUGAUCGACGAAUAUUUGAUCGUCGAGAAGGAGGAGGAUUAUAUCGAGGACUCUACCCAGAGCGGGGAGGGUGAGCAGAAACAUAUCUUGGACGAGGCUGAGUCGGAGAAGGCGAAGAUGCUGAAGGAUAUGGAACAGGUGAAGGAGAAAGGGGAGGAGGAGGAAGUCGAGGAAAAGGAGAGGGACGAGAGCGUGGUGGUGGAGAAGCGGGAGAAAGAGGAGGAAGAGAAAGUGGUGGAGACGUUGAGGAUCGAGGAAGAGGAGGCGGAGCCUAUCGAUCUGUCGCCGGAUCGAAGGGAGCAAUUGGAGGAGGAGGUGAAGGAUAUAAUCGCUACCGCGGCGGAAACGAUACAGCAGAAGCCUGAGGAAAAGGACGAUUCUGGGAAGAAGGAUAGCGAGGACGUCACGAAGGAGCCGUCCAGUUUGAGCCCGGACAAAUUGGACUCGUCCGAGAAGAAAACUACCGAUACCGACAUGAAGCCUGAAGUUGACCAAAAGGAACAAAUCCCCGAAAAAUUGGAAGAAUCGCAAGAACGGAUUUCUACGUUGGAAUCUGGCGCCACAACGACAGCCCCAACGCUUCCCGAGGACGAGCGUAUACCGCUCGAUGAGAUAAAAGAAGAUAUCGAUGAAAAACACAUCAUCGAGGAAGUGAAGGAGAAAGACGUGAUACCGAAGGUUAAGGAAGAAGAGGUCGCUGCUGCUGCUUCGCGAAUUGUACCUCUCACGGUAACCACUAAGCCGGACGUUCACGUGUUCGACAUCCGGCAAGCUGUGCAACGAGAUAUCGUGAAAACUCCGGACGAGGUUGCCGAUCUGCCUGUCCACGAGGAGGUGGAUCCCAAGUUGUACAGAAUAGAAGACUUUGAGAAGGACAAAGAGGAAAAGCUGACAUUGCCACAGCCGCAGGCGCAACAAGAACAGAAGCCUGAACAGAAACCGGAACAAGAACCGCCCACUCCACCGGUUAAGGAGCAAAAAGGUGUUUUCAGUUUCUUCGGCAAGGUUGCCGAUAAAUUUGAGAAGGGUAUCGAUAAGUUGACUAAAAAAUCUAAGAAGGAGCAAGAGAAAGAUGUUGACGAAAAAUCUUCAUCCAAGUCAAGCUCUCCUAAAGAAGCUAAGGUAGAGAAAACUGUUCUUGAAGAGGUAGAUAUGGAGAAAAUGUUCCCCAAAGUAGGCAAACCUAGUGAAAAAGCUCAAGAAGUUACGGUAACUGAAGUAGAACGGAAGGUUAGCGAUGCAAAGAUUUCACCGGCUGUUGAAGAAAUUGUCGCGAAGGAACGAGUCGUCGAGGAUGUUUCCAUACCAGAACCGGAGGAAGCAAAGCCCGAGAUUAAGGAGAAACCGAGUGAAAUUGAGGUUGAAGAGAAGGAGGAAGAAGUCGCUGCGCCUAAACCUGUCGAUGAAAAAAUUGUGAUAAAAGAAGACGUGAAAGUGAGUGAAGUUCAGCCGAAAGAAGUCGCGUUGGACGAGAGGAAAGAGGAAAUAACAGAGAUCGAUACCAAGAUUAGGAAGGAAGAGGAGGUUGGAGAAGAAGUCGAGGAAGACGCGGAAGAGAUAAAAGCCUUGCUGGAAGAAGCUUCGAAGAAAUUUAAGACGGUGAAGGAUAGCCUGAGAGACUCGUUGGAGUCGUUAGAAGAAAAGAUCGAAGAAGAAACUGUCGACCUAACGCGAGAAGUACCACUAGUGAAAGAUGUCGUUAAAGACACGUUGGAAGGUGUAGUGGAAAAAUUGGAAGCGAUAAAACCACAGAUCGAAAGCAUAUCGCCCGAAACUAAAGAACCGGAGAAAGUAAAAUUCGAAAUACCAAAAGAGGAAGAUUGGGAACCAGUGCCUACUAAAGACGUUAAAGAGGCCGUUCGAGAUGUUGGCGAAGUCCUCGCUGGUACAGCUGGCAUAGAUAUCGAGGAAAAACCAAAAGAUGUCAUUGAAAUCGUGCGUAAAGUUGCUCAAGUUUUAAAAGAAGACGAUUUAUUUUCGGACAAAACGUUAUUCGAAGAACCGAUCAAAAAAGAGGAAGUAUCACCUACUGCCGCUAAAACUAAAUCACCAGUUUCUGAAGGCGAAGGCGUCGAAUCGCCUGAAAAAUUAACCACAAUCGAAGAUAAAAUUGCUGUAAUACCGACGAAAGUCGGUAUCACGGAAGAGAUUUCUUAUCAGGAGGAAGCCGAAGAACUUGUUGAAGUGCACGAGGAACCUUGCGUGAAAAUGGUUAAGAAAAUCGAGGAGAUUACGUCUCCGGAAAAGAAACCGGAGGAUAAACGUGACGUUAAAGAAAUUUGCGAAGAGAUGUUGAAAGAGGAUGAAAAACCGAUAAAGGAGCCGGUUGUUUCAGAUAAGGAAGUUGUUUCUCCGAAAGUGGAUGUAAUGGAAGCUGGAUUAGAGGACGUAUACGUGAAAGAAACCGCGAGAAAAUCGAUCGAUGAAGCACAAAUUGGAACAGGGGUAGAAGAGUCGGUGAUAGGUUUCGAUCAAAAGAUUUCUCCCGCGAAGGCAGAGAUCGUGAUGGUCUCUCCAGGUUCGACGCCAACAUCGCCCAAAUUCGUAACGGAUAAAGAGGCCAAAGUAGACGCGAGUGAAGAAAUUGCUACCUCAAUUGAAUUGCCGUCCGAAGUUAGAGUGAUCAUCGAUAAAGUUGAUCGCAUGAUAGAAGAGAUAAUCGAAGAGCUUGUAUUGAAGAAGAAGAGAAUUACGAUCGAGAUUGUAGAAUAUAUAACAAUCGUGAAACGUGUUCCAAAAGAGCGUGUGAUUUAUAUUAUCGAAGAGAUUAUCAUACGGAAAGGACUUUCGAAGGAGGAUGUUGUCGAUAACGUUGAUAUUUUGAAACUCGAAUCGAUUACUCCACGAUUGCAAAUGGAACUCGAGGAAUAUAUCAUUAGUGAAUAUAUGAAAAAAGGGAAAUGUAUAACCAUUGAAAUCGUGGAGGAAAUUUCUGUGAGAAAAACUGUACCGAAAACGAUUAUCAUUCGUAUUAUUCAGGAAAUUAUCAUUCAAAAAUUAAUCGAUGUUCCUACUAAAGAUCUAUUUGAUUCGCAGAUAGAACAGAUUAUUCUUAAACAAAAGAAAGAAGAAAAAAAGGAAGAAAUAGAAAAAGUGGAAAAGAAAGAGAUCGAAAAGGAAAAAGAAGAGGAAGAAAAAGAAAAAGAAAUUACAGAAAUCACAAAAGAACCAAAGGAAGUACUAUCGCCAAUCGAUAAAGUAUCUGUCGCGAAAUUAGAUAAAGAAAAAGAAGAGAAAGCACUCAAAGCAGAACUCGACUUGAAGAAAAAGGAAGAGGUCGAAGAAGAAGAGGAGGAAGAAGAAGAAGUAGAAGAAGAUGGUUUUGUUAGUAUUGGUAAAAAAAUUUCGAAAGAAGAGAUACAAAUUAAAGAACAAAUAAUUCCAAAAGAAAAAGACAUUACCGAUGAUUUUGAAGCUGUUGAACAAGAAUAUAAAGUAGGUGAAGUAACGGUUACUUCGCUAGAAGACACAUCGCGGAUUAUUUCGCCAAAAUCGGAUGAAUCGAGGGAACGAGAAUACGCUGAAGAAGCUGUCGAAGACGUAAUAAGCGAAGUUAUUGAGGCUGAUGAAAAGUUUGUUCAUGAGACGAAAGAGAAAAUAGAGAAAAAAGAAUUAGACAUAGAUGUUGACAAAGUACAAUUUGUUAAAUUGGAUAAAGAAGAAAUGGAAAAAAAAGAAGCUAAAGAAUUGACUAAGACGAUAGAAAUAGCAAAAGAAAUGGAACCUCUCGAUACAACAGAAAAAUAUUUAGACGAAGCUAAAGAGAAAAAGGAAGAAAAAAUUAUUGACAAAACAAUAGCAAAAAAAUUAAUCGAAGAAACACCGAAAGUAACUACACUUCAAAUUGAAAAAGAAGAAAGAAAACCUCAACAAGAGAAAGAAUUAAAAAUAGAAGAGAAAAAAGAAGAAAAGAAACCCAAAGAGGAAGAAAAAGAAUUAAAGAUUGAGGACAAAAAAGAAGAAAAGGAACCAGCAAAAGAAGAGAAAGACUUAAAGCUGGAGGAGAAGAAAGAAGAAAAGGAAGCUGCAAUAGAAGAAAAAGAAUUAAAGAUUGAAGAUAAGAAAGAAGAAAAGGAACUUGCAUUAGAAGAAAAAGAAAUAAAGCUAGAGGAGAAGAAAGAAGAAAAGGAACUUGCAUUAGAAGAAAAAGGAAUAAAGCUAGAGGAGAAGAAAGAAGAAAAGAAACCCACAGAAGAAGAAAAAGAAUUAAAAGUAGAGGAAAAGAAAAAGAAGGAAGAAAAGAAACCCGCAGAGGAGGAAAAAGAAAUAAAGAUUGAGGAGAAGAAAGAAGAAAUAAAAUUAGUAGAAUCGUUACCUGAGUUAAAAUCUACCGUCGAGGAAGAAAAACUUGAUAAAGACGAAAAAAUUAAAACUCCAGAGAUAGUAAAAGAAGAGAAACCAGAAGAUAAGAAGGAGAUAAUUAAGGAGAAAUCUCCAGAGAAAAUAGUUAAAACCGAAAUUGAAUCAAUUAAAGAUAUCAUCGAUCGUAAACCAAGUAUCGAGGAAUUAGCUAAAGUAGAAAAAAUAUCUCCAAAAUUGGAAAAAAUUGAAGAUGAAAAACAAAUUGUUCCAGAAGAUCUAUCCUUAAUUAAGGAACGAAAACAAGAACAGGAACGUAUCGAUUUAAGUAUAGAAGCACAGGUAGAAGAAAUAAAGGAGAAGAAACCAGAAAUCGGAGAAGACAUUGGAUCUGUUCGGCGAAUGUUGGUCACAGCGAGUAGCGAAGACGGUGGACAGGAAACGGAAAUUUGUGCAGCCGGUACUAUCGCAUUUCAAAAAGCUAUUACACCCGAAGAUUCUCUUAAAGAUACAUCUAUCAAGACAACACCUGAUAAAGAUUCUUUGCUUUUAGAUAAGGACUCUCUGCAUUCGGAAAUAAGUAGCCCAGAAAAGGACAGUAUUUCCGAAAAGUCAUUGCCAAAAGACAUUGGAAAAAUAACGCCCGAAGACAGUUUGGAUAAAUCUCCAAUCGAUACACGUGAUUCGCGCGAUCUCGAGGAUAGUUUGGAGAAAGGUAAACCGAAGGAGGCGGAUAGUAGCACUUCUCCAUCUGUUAUGGACAUAGAAACUCCCAAAUCUCCAUUACAACAGAAACAAAUUGAGGAUUUGGCUAAAGUAAAACCUGACAUUACUGAGAAAGAAGAAUUGCAUGAAAAAAUUGUUGAAGAUCAUUUACAAAAGUCUAAGGAAGAAACUGAUAAAAAAAUGCUUGAAAUAAGUGCAUUAAAAUCAUCCGAAUCGAUUCGAUCGGAGGAUGUUUCACCAGCAGAAACCAUUUUUGCGAAAUCACCCACGGAAAAAUUAAAAGAACCGAGCAAAAUUCCAAUCGAUACAAAAGAGGUAGAACCGGCAAAAUUAAUUUUAGAAACAGAAACCAUAACAAAGCGAGUUGAAGAAAUUAGCCAAGAGAUUCGUGAAAUUGAAGUGAAAAAAGAUGAAAAAGAAGAAGUGUGUGUGUCGCGUGAAAAGAGUGAAUCACCAAAAGAGGAAUCAAUUAUCGAACCUGCCAAAAUAGAGGAAAAAGAAUUAAUCACAGAUCACAAAUUAGAAAUCUCUACUGACCAAGAUAAAAUAGAAAAGAAAAAUGAUUUGCGGGAGAUAAGCGAAGUUAAAAUGAAAGAAGAGAAACUGAAAGAUUUAGAAACAAAAAUUCUUGAUGAAUCAAAAAUACUUGAGGAUAAAAUAUCCUCUGAUAUUAAACAGACUGAUAUUAUUGAUAAGGAUAAGCUUCCAAUUGUAGAUGUUGAUAAAUCUAAAGUGGAAAUACAUACAUUAACAAAAUUAGAUACUACAACAAUUGUAACUGAUAAAGAGCUAAGUAUUAGUGAUGAAAAGAUCAAAGAACCAAUCGAUACAUUAAAAUCAACUUUUGUUACAGAUACUACAUCAACUACAGAAAAACCAAAAUCUCCCAUUAUAACAGAAAAGAUUCAAGAACUUGAUAUCACGGACAAAGAAAUAGUUUCUCCCAAAGAAGAAGAAAUGAAAAUGAAGGAGAAAGUAGAUAUAGAAAAGCACGUUAUUGAAAAAAUUGAGAAAGUCGAAGAAGAAAUGAAGCCCGAAAGUAUACCAAUAGAAACAAAGGCAGUGAUCGAUGUAUCGAAACGAGCUAGUAUUACAAGUGAAAUUCAUGUUGUAACAGAGGCUGAAACUAAGGUAAUCGACAAAUCUAAAUCACCAAGUGAAAUAGAUGAAACAGAAGUUAAAACAAGAUCGCCCAGCAUUGCUGGUGAUAUCGAAGAUUCGAAAGAAGCAGAAGCAAUAAGUAUUGAUAAAUCUAGAACGCCUAGUGUAACAAGUGUUACAGCAGAGCCAAAGGAGGUAUCCGAAAAAUCAAAAUCGCCCAGUAUUGCUCGAGAUGAACCCGAUUUAAAAGAUAUAGAGACAAAAGAAAUUGAAAAAUCAAGAUCUCCUAGUGUAACAAGUAUUCCUACAGAAGAAAAGAAAAUAAUGGAUAAAUCAAAAACACCUAGUCCUGAAGAAGAGCCAGAUUUAAAAGACAUUGAAAAAUCUAGAACACCAAGUGUAAUUAGUGUUCCAGCAGAAGUUAAAGAAACAAUAGAAAAGUCACCUAGCGUUUCUGGUGAAGAACCAGAAUUAAAGGAUGUUGAUACAAAAGAAAUUGAAAAAUCUAGAUCUCCUAGUGUAACAGCAGAAAUAAAAGACGUUGAUAUGAAAGAAAUAGAAAAAUCCAGAUCUCCAAGCGUAACAAGCACUACAACAGAAGUAAAAGAACCAUCAGAUAAAUCAAAAUCACCCAGUAUUGCUGGUGAAAUUGUUGAUUUGAAAGAUGUUGAUAAAAAAGAAAUUGAAAAGUCAAGAUCUCCCAGCGUAACAAGUAUCACAGCAGAAGAGAAAGAGCCAUCAGAUAAAUCAAAGUCUCCCAGUGUUGCUGGAGAAAAGCCAGAAUUAAAGGAUGUCGAGAUAAAAGAUAAAGAAAAAUCUAGAUCUCCAAGUGUAACAAGUGUUACUGGAGAGCCAAAAGAGUUAUCAGAUAAAUCAAAGUCGCCCAGUGUUGCUGGUGAAGAGCCAGAAUUAAAAGAUGUCGAAAUAAAAGACGUAGAAAAAUCCAGAUCUCCAAGUGUAACAGCAGAAAUAAAAGACGUCGACAUGAAAGAAAUAGAAAAGUCCAGAUCUCCCAGCGUAACAAGCACUACAGCAGAAGUAAAAGAACCAUCAGAUAAAUCAAAGUCACCCAGUCUUAUUGAUGAAAUUGUUGAUUUGAAAGAUGUUGAUAAAAAAGAAAUUGAAAAAUCAAGAUCCCCCAGUGUAACAAGUGUCACAGCAGAAGAAAAAGAGCCAUCAGAUAAAUCAAAAUCUCCCAGUGUUGCUGAAGAAAAACCAGAAUUAAAGGAUGUCGAAAUAAAAGACAUAGAAAAAUCCAGAUCUCCAAGUGUAACAAGUGUUAUUACGGAACCGAAAGAACCAUCAGAUAAAUCAAAAUCGCCCAGUGUUGCUGGUGAAGAGGCAGAAUUAAAGGAUGUUGAAGUAAAAGACAUAGAAAAAUCCAGAUCUCCAAGUGUAACGAGUGUUAUUGCGGAACCGAAAGAACCAUCAGAUAAAUCAAAGUCUCCCAGUGUUGCUGAUGAAAAGCCAGAAUUAAAAGAUGUUGAGAUAAAAGGUGUAGAAAAAUCCAGAUCUCCAAGUGUAACGAGUGUUACUGCGGAACCAAAAGAAUCGUCGGAUAAAUCAAAGUCGCCCAGUGUUACUGGUGAAGAACCACAAUUAAAGGAUGUCGAGAUAAAAGAUAAAGAAAAAUCCAGGUCUCCAAGUGUAACGAGUGUUACUGUCGAAUCAAAAGAACCAUCAGAUAAAUCAAAAUCGCCCAGUGUUGCUGGUGAAGAACCAGAAUUAAAAGAUGUUGAGGUAAAAGAUGUAGAAAAAUCCAGAUCUCCAAGUAUUAUUGCAGAACCGAAGGAACCAUCAGAUAAGUCAAAAUCACCUAGUGUUGCUAGCGAAGUUGCUGAAUUGAAAGAUGUUGAUAUAAAAGAAAUCGAAAAAUCGAGGACUCCUAGCAUCACAAGUGCUCCAACAGAAGUUAAGGAAUUAUCAGAUAAAUCAAAAUCGCCAAGUGUUACUGGUGAAGAACCAGAAUUAAAGGAUGUUGAUACGAAGGAGAUUGAAAAAUCCAGGUCUCCAAGUGUUACGAGUAUCACAGCAGAAACAAAAGAACCAACGGAUAAAUCAAAAUCUCCCAGUGUUGCAGGUGAAAUUGCUGAAAUGAAAGACGUUGAUACAAAGGAAAUUGAAAAAUCUAGAUCUCCCAGUGUAACAAGUGUCACUACAGAAACAAAAGAACCAUCAGAUAAAUCAAAGUCUCCCAGUGUUACUGAUGAAGUUGCUGAAUUAAAAGAUGUUGAUACAAAAGAAAUUGAAAAAUCCAGAUCUCCAAGUGUAACUAGUGUCACAGCAGAAACAAAAGAACCAAUGGAUAAAUCAAAAUCGCCUAGUAUUGCUGGUGAAGUUAUUGAUCUGAAAGAUGUUGAUAAAAAAGAAAUUGAAAAGUCAAGAUCUCCUAGUACAACAAGUAUUACAACAGAAGUGAAAGAAUCAUCAGAUAAAUCAAAGUCUCCUAGUGUUACUGAUGAAGUUGCUGAAUUAAAAGAUGUUGAUACAAAAGAGAUUGAAAAAUCUAGAUCUCCCAGUGUAACAAGCAUCACAGCAGAAACAAAAGAACCAAUUGAUAAAUCAAAAUCUCCCAGUGUUACUGAUGAAGUUGCUGAAUUGAAAGAUGUUGAUACAAAGGAGAUUGAAAAAUCCAGGUCUCCAAGUGUAACAAGUGUCACAGCAGAAACAAAAGAACCAAUGGAUAAAUCAAAAUCUCCCAGUAUUACUGACGAAGUUGCUGAAUUGAAAGAUGUUGAUACAAAGGAGAUUGAAAAGUCGAGGUCUCCAAGUGUAACGAGUGUCACAGCAGAAACAAAAGAACCAACGGAUAAAUCAAAGUCUCCAAGUGUUACUGAUGAAGUUGCUGAAUUCAAAGACGUUGAUACAAAGGAGAUUGAAAAGUCGAGGUCUCCCAGCGUAACAAGCGUCACAGCAGAAACAAAAGAACCAACGGAUAAAUCAAAGUCUCCAAGUGUUACUGAAGAAGUUGUUGAAUUAAAAGACAUUGAUACAAAGGAGAUUGAAAAAUCUAGAUCUCCCAGUGUAACAAGUGUCACUGCAGAAACAAAAGAGACAUCAGAUAAAUCAAAGUCUCCCAGUGUUGCUGGUGAAAAGCCAGAACUAAAAGAUGUUGAGGUAAAAGACGUAGCAAAAUCCAGAUCUCCCAGUGUAACGAGUGUUACUGCGGAAGCGAAAGAACCAUCGGAUAAAUCGAAGUCACCCAGUGUUUCUAGUGAUGUCGCCGAAUUAAAAGAUGUCGAUACAAAAGAUAUUGAAAAAGCCAGCUCUCCCCGCGUGGCGAGAGUCACAACAGAAGUGAAAGAAUCAUCCGAUAAAUCAAAGUCACCGAGUGUUGCUGGGGAAGAGCCAGAGUUAAAGGAGAUUGACUCGAAAGAACUGGAAAAGUCGAGGUCUCCCAGCGUAACGAGUGUCACAACAGAAGUGAAAGAGCCAUCGGAUAACUCAAAGUCACCGAGUGUUGCUGGGGAAGAGCCAGAGUUAAAGGAGAUUGACUCGAAAGAACUGGAAAAGUCGAGGUCUCCCAGCGUAACGAGUGUCACAACAGAAGUGAAAGAGCCAUCGGAUAACUCAAAGUCACCGAGUGUUGCUGGGGAAGAGCCAGAGUUAAAGGAGAUUGACUCGAAAGAACUGGAAAAGUCGAGGUCUCCCAGCGUAACGAGUGUCACAACAGAAGUGAAAGAGCCAUCGGAUAAAUCAAAGUCACCGAGUGUUGUUGGGGAAGAGCCAGAAUUAAAGGAUAUUGACAUGAAAGACAUAGAUAAAUCCAGAUCUCCCAGUGUAACUAGUGUCACAGCAGAAGUCAAAGAAUCAUCGGACAAAUCAAAGACACCCAGCGUUGCUGAUGAAGAACCUGAUUUUAAGGAUGUAAAACGUAUUGAAAAAUCUCCAAGCACGGUGAGUGUUGCAAGUGAACAGAAAGAACCAGCCGAUAAAUCAAAAUCGCCCAGUGUCGUUGGUGAAGAACUAGAUUUAAAGGACGUAAAAGAUAUUGAAAAAUCUAGAUCUUCGAGUGUCACUACAGAACCGAAAGAGGCCUUCGAUAAAUCAAAGUCGCCCAGUAUUGCUGGUGAUGUUACCGAUUUGAAAGAUGUCGAUACAAAAGAUAUAGAAAAAUCUAGAUCUCCGAGCCUAACAAGCGAAAUAACAGAUCAGAAGGGAACAGAAAUUAAAUCAAAAUCUCCUAGCGUCGCAGAAGAAUCAAUUGAUUUGAAGGAUGUUGAUAUGAAAGAUGUUAAAAAAUCUAGAUCUCCGAGCGUGACAAGUAGUAUAACAGAAACGAAACUGGCUGUGGAUAAAUCAAAAUCGCCUAGUGUCGCCGGUGAUGUUGUCGAUAUGAAAGAUAUCGACGUUAAAGAUAUUGAAAAGUCUAGAUCUCCUAGCGUAACAAGCAUCACAGCAGAAACGAGAGAACCAUCGGAUAAAUCAAAAUCGCCUAGCAUAACUGGAGAUGUCCCUGAUUUGAAGGACGUUGACGCAAAAGGUAUCGAAAAAUCGAGAUCUCCAAGUGCGACAAGUGUUACGGAAUCGAAAGAACCUUUAGAAAAAUCGAAAUCCCCUAGCAUUGCUAGCGAAGCGCCCGAUGAUAUCCCUACAAAAGAAAAAUCUAAAUCUCCCAGCGUAUCUCCUAGCGCUCUAACAGAGACAAAAGAUAUACCGAAAUCACCAAGUGUUGUCAGCGAUACCGAUUCGAAAGAUAUCGAAGCGAAGACUGUAGAAAAAUCUAGGUCCCCUAGUGUAACCAGUGUCGUUACGGAACAAAAGGAGGUAGCGGAUAAAAGACCUAGUAUUGUUGGCGAUUUAACCGAUUUGAAAGAUAUUGAAAAAUCGAGAUCUCCAAGUGUAACUGGUAUCACGACGGAACCAAAAGAUGCAGCGGAGUCCAAGUCCAAAUCGCCUAGCAUUGCUGGUGAUACACCGGCAGAUCUGAAAGAUAUCGAUAAAUCUAGAUCUCCCAGUGUAACAAGCGUAGUUACGGAAACAAGAGAUGCAUUAGAUAAGUCGAAAUCUCCCAGUGUUGCGGGUGACGUGAAGGAUAUCGAGAAAUCCAAGUCCCCGAGUGAAACGAGUUCACCGACGGAGAUCAAAGAUGCAUCGGUUAAAUCGAAAUCGCCCGAUAUCGCUGAGCACGAUGUUGAUUCGACUUCUGAUUUAAAGAGAUCGGUUGAUGUAUCGCCCACGUCCAUUUUGGAUUUACGAAUUAGCGACAGAAGGAAACGUUCGAUUUCGUCGGACGUUCCCGAUAAAAAGGAAAUUUCGAAGUUCCCUGGUGACGAGAUAAAAGAUAAAUCUGUGUCGCCUGUCGAUAAAACAGACGCGAUUGAAAAGUCUAAGGACAUGGUGUGCACAGUACCAUCGUCACGCGAUGUAACGGGCAGGGAAGAGUCGUUCGUUUCUCGUAAAUCAAUAUCACCGGAAUUGGGUGAGAAAAUCGAUGAUAAGGAUAGAAUAUUGGGUGAAAGUGUCGAUCGAUUGAAAGAGGAGCGGAAGGGGGAUAUAACGGCCGAUAAGGAAGAAAAUAUCACAAGAUAUAUCUUAGAGGAAUAUAUAAAUAAGGGAAGAAAAAUUACAACGUACGUGAUAGAAGAGAUAAUUAGGACUUAUUCGGUGUCGGAGUUUAUAGUGAUGAAUAUCAUCGAAACGAUCAUUAUGACGAGAAAGAUACGCAGAGAUUCGAUUUUAGAAAUUGCCGAGCAUAAAAGAUCGGAGGACGAAGCGAAAGUGGCGCGAGGCAAAGACGCGACAAAAGACACGAGCGAGGGUUCCAUAAGCUCGAGCUUGAGUUCAGAGCUGAUCGCUUCCGACAAAUCCACCCAGGACAGCCCUGCGCGCUCCGAUCCCCACAUCGACGAGGAGGUAUCGAUCUCGGAAGAGAAGAGGGUUGAGAUGGAGAGAUUUUUGGAGGAGGAUUACAUCAAACAGGGAAGAAGGAUCACCGAAGAAAUACUGGAAGAGAUCACUGUAAGGACAUCUCUGCCCCGAUACAUCAUUCUAGAAAUAAUCGAGGAGAUAAUUUUGAAGAAGAAACUUGUCCGAGAAUCCAUAAUUGACUCGGAGAUCGACUAUCAAGAGGACGAGGAGGGUGAAGACAGUUACGCCAAGGACGGCUUCCGUUACGAAAAAUCACCAUCCCCUCGAUACGAAGAAAGAAAAUUGUCUUACGAUUACAAGGCAUCCGAAUAUCCAAGAAUACAGCAACAAGGGACGCAAAUGGACGCGUCGAUAUCUGAUUACACGGUCGGCCAAUACGAGAGCCAAUUUCACAAAGCGUUCGUCGGCGGGGUGACGGAGAUACGAACCACUCACAUCACGACGCUCUCGGGCAAGUCAACGCCGGAUAUGACCCGAGACGAGACACCCGACUCGAUCUCGGAACCCACAGCCUCCACGGUGGAGAAAAUGGAGGAGAAAUCGGUUGUCGUUAAACCGUCAGACAAAGACGUUUCCAAGAUCACCUCUUCCACUAUCACCUCCACGGUGACCCAGAGGACAUCCGUCGUGGAGACGGAAGGAAAACCUGGUCAGAUAAUAUUGAAAGAGAGCAAGAUCGGUGAGCCGAUCGAGAUCGAGGAGGAAUCGGUCGAACAGCGGCCAGAAAUUUCGUCGGACGGUAAAGUGAUCGUGGUGAAGAGAAUCGUGAAGCGGGAAGUGCUCGAGGAAGAGCCAGAUACUAUUCAGAUACUUAAAGAGAGUAAAAUCGGCGAAUCGAUCAGGAAGAUGACCGAAGAAUCGUCGGAUGCAACGAGGCUGGAGAUCAAGGAAGCCGCUAUGGACGAGAAAUUAUUAUUAGGCGAGGAGGAAUCAGAAAUUUCACCAGACGGUAAGGUUAUCAUAGUGAAGAAGAUCGUGAAACGUGAGAUCGUUCCGGAGGAUGAGAUCGAAGAUUUAAAAACGAUUAAAGAGAUUACGAGCAAGGAAAUAACGAUCCCGGAUACGGUCGAGACGGUGAGAAAGGAGACGAAACAAAUUGUGAUCACCGGGGACGCGUUGUCCGAUGGUAAGGUAAGCUUGUCAGAUGCUGAGAAACUGUUGACCGGCCACAAAUUAUCCGACAUCGUAACGAGCACACGCGCCGACGUGAAGGUGACGACAACGAUCACGAAGGUGGAUGAGAGCGAUAUUUCGACCACCGACGAGAAAACGACGAUCAAGGAAACCGUGAUCAGGGAAACCUUGGGGAAAGACACUGCGAGAAAGCAGGAGAAGGAAGAGAAACGGAUGGACGAGGAGGGAGGGACGAAGAAACUGGAGGCGGAAGUAAAAACGGAGAAACGCCCGGUAUCCCCUCACGUGCGCGACAUUGCCUCCGAUAUCGGUGGCGUACCAUCCGGGAGAUCCACACCCGACAGAAGAUCCGAGGGCAGAUCGUUGACGGGGACCCCCGAAGGAUUCAGAUCAGGCGAGGUGAUCCGAACGAUCAUCACCACUACGAAGACGGUGUCCGACGACGGAGAGAUCGUGACCACGACUCGAGAGGUGACGGAAACGACGAACGAAAAGGGAGAGACGGUGAUCCUGGCCGAGAAAGUGGACGUGAAGGUGGACGAGUACGUGGCAAGCAAGGAAAGCGGCAUCGACAUCCCCCUUCAUCGAUCCGCGCAGCAAGAAAAAGAGAAGGAAGGCGGUAUGACAGGGAGCCAUUACGGCGAACUGCCAACCUCGUCUCAACUCGGCAAGGGCGGGGAUCUCUCUUCGAUUUCGACGAAGGAGCAGCACAGCGACUCAUCGUACGCGUUCAAACGAUUCCUGGUGGAGAAAGAGUACGCCGGCGAUUACAAGGAGAGGCAAGACGCGAAGAGGUACAUCGACGAGGCUGGCCUCGAUUUCGAGAAAACUAUGGGGGUGGAAGGAAAGGAAUCAGCCGAGUCGCGUGGAAGGGCUGUCUCGUCGAGGUACACGAACGGCAGCGUUCGCCAGGAGGCGUCGGAUGCAAGCGACAAGGAGGACGACUCGAGGACCGAGACGAAGAAGGACCCGUUGGACGGUUGGGGAACUCCUCUCGGCCUUCCAUCCCCUGUCCCGCCUCGCAAGUUCAACCUGAAAAAUGAGAAAUCUCAACCCGGGAACAGCGACACGAGUAACAACGCGAACAAUGAGCCACGUUCCGAUACGGAGAUAAAUUUCGACGCGAUACACGAUUGGGGGGAACCGUUGAGAUUGCCCUCGCCAGCACCAGUGACCAACGAAAUUUCCAACAAGGGAGCACCGGGGACACCGAAGAAGGAGAAGAAGCAAGCGAAGAGGGUGCUGUCGGAGAACAUAAAGAACAAGAAACGUUCGGAGAGCCCGGGAAAGAACGAGAAGAAGAUGAAAGAUUCGAAGAACAAGGUGCAACCGGUUUACGUGGAUUUGACUUACGUGCCUCAUCACGGGAACUCGUAUUACACGUCGUUGGAAUUUUUCAAAAGGGUACGGGCGAGAUAUUACGUGUUCAGCGGCACAGAGCCGAGCCGCGAGGUGUACGACGCUUUGUUGGAAGCCAAAAGAUCCUGGGAGGACAAAGAUCUCGAGGUGACUAUGAUACCGACUUACGACACCGACACAUUGGGUUAUUGGGUUGCGGACAACGAGGAAGCCCUGGCCGCGAAUCACAUUGACCUUUCACCCUCGGCAUCCCGAUGCACGAUUAAUCUGCAGGACCACGAGACUAGUUGCAGUGCCUAUAGACUUGAAUUCUAGGGAUUGGCAGCCUGCUCAGCCGUAAUAGUUGAGUUCUGAGCGGUGUUCAGAGAGUGUAUUUUAUCGCUUCGUUUCUGGACUUGCCGUUUCGCGAAUUCCUUACCGUGCCUAUUAGCGGUUCAUGAAACUUUAGAAAACUUAAGGAGAGGCUACAUCGAACGACAUUGACGUGGUCGUUGUUUUACGAUCCGAAUUUCGUGCCUAAUCAUCCCAUACGAAUCGAUAUGCAGUUGUUCCUUGUUUUUUAAUGCACAGGUUAAUUGGAUCAAGAGAUACGUUAACACGAGACUAACUCUACUACGUUAUAUAAUAUGACAACAUCUAUGUGACAACAACAACAACAAAAUAUCAAAAGCAACAACAACAACGAAGACGACGGAGACGACAAGGACGAGGACGAUGACGAGGACGCGAACAAUUGCUCCUACUCUUAUCUGUUAUUUUUUUUUUCUUCUCUAUCAAUCUUCCUUUCGUUCUUAUUCGAUAAAGAUGUGCAAUGACAGUUAUAUUAAAAUGACAUUGAUCACCUCCCUUGAUACUCGUUCAUGCGACCUUUGCUGAUACGUACGAUAAACAGAUUUGGCCUGUUCUUAGUUUUUCAAACUAAGCUUAGAAAUCCAUUAGAAAACUGCGUAGAAAGAGAGAAUGCUUAUACCGAAGCUCUUCUUUGCACCGUAAACUAUUAUCUUUUUAUACACCAAUAUUCGACUCGAUUGAAAACAAUUAAAUAAAAUGUGUAGAAAAAAAAAAA